ACUUUUUCAGAUCAAUAUCUUGGAAUUAAACAUUUUUUGAGCUGCAUUAAAUUUCCAAAAAUAUGAAUUACUUCUCUAUAUAUAUCAUCAUUAUUUGCUUCUCAUUGGCAACAUCGCUCUACACCUCACGCUGGCAAAACGCUUACAAAUGCGAUUUAAAUUCAAUAGCGCCUCGUUGCUGCAUAGACAUCAGUAAAAUUGUAACAUUUUUGGAUAAUACGGUCUGCUUACUCGAAGACACCACCAUGGGCGAACCGCGUCGCUACUCUCUACUAAUAGAUGAUUUCCCCGUUUGUACUGUCUACAGAUCGGGUCCAUGCAUACAUGAUGCUGAAGUCUGCAUACUAAUGCGACCGCAUGUCUACGUUUGCCAGACCUCAUUCACGAUUAAAUUCAAAAAUCGCGCAGCGGAAUGGUGUUUCUCCGCGUAUUUGAAAAUCUUCAGUAUUAAAAUGUAUAAAUAUCCGAAGCUUUGCGGCUAUUUUGCCGAACACUAUUUUCUUAUGCCACGUGUCAUUGAGGAUUUAUUGAUCGAUUUGGGUUAUUAGAAAUAUUUGUUUGAAAACAAAAUUGCGUAAGGUGAAAAUAAA
Messenger RNA from Zeugodacus cucurbitae (melon fly), 590 nucleotides. RefSeq lists its product as uncharacterized. The record is from RefSeq and is a predicted model, not a curated record. NCBI's taxonomy places the organism in Eukaryota, Metazoa, Arthropoda, Insecta, Diptera, Tephritidae. The transcript is spliced from 2 exons. Bases 63 to 548 code for a protein of 161 amino acids.